Plasmodium gaboni is the source of this 5421-nucleotide messenger RNA. RefSeq names its product putative kinesin-19. The coding region runs from base 1 to 5421 and encodes 1806 amino acids. Gene Ontology annotation, biological process: microtubule-based movement; mitotic spindle organization. The transcript has a single exon. Gene Ontology annotation, molecular function: ATP binding; microtubule binding; microtubule motor activity. The record is from RefSeq and is a predicted model, not a curated record. Lineage: Eukaryota; Apicomplexa; Aconoidasida; Haemosporida; Plasmodiidae.
AUGAAUGAGCCAUGUGCAUCUCAGAAAUGUAAACUUUUGUAUUCAUCAGAUUUAGAUAAUAAGAAAGGACAAGAUAUUCAUUAUAAUAACUUCGAUGAUAAUAAUGGUAUUGAUAAAGAUCUUCAAAUGUAUGAUAAAAGUAUAACUGUUGAAAUAGAAAGUGAUCAGGAAUAUUCUGAUAAGAGAAGUAAAUGUGAUAAGGAAUAUUCUAAACAAAGUACCUUAAGCAUAGAUAAUAAUGAAUCAGAAAGUGUAGAGGAAUAUACGUUGAAAUCUACAAAUGUGUGUAUAGACGACAAGAGCACUAAUAAUGAGAUAAAGAAAAUAAAACAACCAGAUGAUCUUGUUUUUUAUAAAAAUGAAUUAAUAUUAAAUAAGCGUAUUAGUGACUAUGGAGAGAAUGUAGAAGAUAUGAAUACACUUACUAAAUGUGAUUAUUUUGAAAAUGUGGAAAAUGAAAAAGAAGAAAAUAAUGAGAAAAAAAUAGGUAAUAUAUGUUAUUCAAAUUAUACAAAUGAGAAUAAACACUAUGAUGUAUAUGGAAAUAUUAAAGAUACAAAUUUAAAUGAAUUAUAUAAUGAAAAUAAAAAAAUGAACAUAAAAGAUAUAAACAAAGGAGAGAAGAACAAAGUAGUUGAGGAUAAUUUCGUGAACGAUAAAGAAGAUGUAGUAAUAUUGAAUGAAGAGAGGCAAAAAAAUAUUGAUUUUUUAACAGAGAAUUAUGAAGAAAAUUUAGAAAACAAUUUAGAUAUGAAUUGGAAUAAAUCUCAAAUAAAAACAUGCAUAAGAAUUAAACCGUCAAAUAAGGCUGAAUGUGAAUAUGGAAAAGCUAUUACGCAAAUAGGAAGAAAUAAAAUAUUAAUAAAUUAUGGGGUGACAGAUGAAAUUCGCAGGAGUGAAUUUUUGAUUGAUAAAGUAUUUAAUGAAGAAAAUACACAAAAUGAUAUUUGGAAAAGUAUUUGUUUUUGUGUUGAUUCACUUUUUCAUUUUAAAAAUACAACUGUAUUUGCUCAUGGACAUACAGGUACUGGUAAAACCUAUACGAUGAUAGGUCCUGAUAUUAUGGAAUUGAUUAAAAAGAAAAAGAAAAAAAUCCGCUUGCCUAUAAGAAGAAUACCACCAAAUGAAUAUUAUCCAAAUAUACCUAGUAUAAAAUUUUUAAAUAAUAAUAGUAGUAAUAAUAAUAGUAAUAAUAUUAUAUAUGAUAGGAAAAGAUCAUGUUCUCAACCUAUAUCUCAUUUAUUACCUAGGACAAUAAUGCCUUUAGUAAGUACCAAUUCUGGUAGUUACAAAAAAGGAAAUGAUACCUCACAUAAUAAUAAUAUAUCAUAUUGUAGAUAUAAUAAUAAAAAUAAUAUAGAGUGCUUUAAUGAAACUAGUUAUACAACAAAAUAUGAAAAUUAUAAAACUUUUACAGAGUAUAAAAAUGAAUAUAAAUAUAAUGGAAAAGAUUUAAUGGAGGAAAUACGAUAUGUUUUAAAUUCAAAGAACAAAGGUAUGAUACCUAGAGCUUGUGAAGAAAUAAUGAAUCGAUUAACGUCUAUAAAAUUAUCAUACGAUAAUGUAAGUAAAUUAAAAGAUAAUACAAAUAAAGAGAAUACAACAAAUAUAAAUAUGAAAGAUGAAAAAAAGAAAGAAAUUUUUAAAGAUGUGAAGGUAUAUGCAUCUUAUAUGCAAUUAUAUAAUGAUAGAAUUUUUGAUUUAUUAAAUCCUUAUAAUGAGUCAGCACCUUAUUUAAGUACACUAAAGUCGAAAUAUGUGGGUAAUAGUAAUAACAACAAUUACAAUGUUAGCAAUAGUAAUAGUAAUUGUAAUAAUUACAACUCUGGGAAUGGGUCUUUUGUGUCAGGUUUAUUGACAGUUGAAGUUAAUAGUUGCGAAGAACUAAUUGAACUUUUAAUAGAUGGAACUAGUAACCGAGCUUGCCGAAUUACAAAAACCAAUGAAAUGUCAACUCGAUCACAUUCAAUAUAUAAAAUCGAAUUAAGAUACACGAAUAAUUCAAAAUUUGAUAAUGUGAAGUCAGGUAAUUUAUUAUUAAUUGAUUUAGCUGGUAAUGAAAAAUAUGCUGCAUCUAAUGAAAAAUUAUAUUCCACAGAAGUGUGUUCUAUCAAUAAAAGUUUAUCUGCAUUAUCAUUAUGUAUAAAUGAAUUAUCAAAAGGUAACAAAAAUAUUAGUUAUCGAAAUUCUAUAUUGACUAGAUUAUUGCAAGAUUCUUUAGGAGGUUCAAGUAAAACAGUAUUUAUUUGUACUAUAUCUUCAUCGAUGAAAAAUGCACGCGAGACCUUAUCUUCUUUAAAAUUGGUAUCUAAGGCAAGGAAAAUUCCAUUAGGCAACAAAAACUAUAAUUCUCAUAUGUAUGAAGAGGAUAUAAAAAAAUUAAAAAGAGAAUUAUAUUUUUUGAAAAAGUUUGUUUUUUUUCAAUAUAUUACCAACAAGUAUGAGAGUAAAAAAAGGUUACAAAAUAUAAAAGAAUUUUAUUUGUAUAAUUUUAUUAAUUCAAAAAAAGAAGAAAAGGGUAUUAGUGAUAUAAAGAAAAGGGAACAUAUGGAUAGUAUUUUGUAUGAUGAUGAAAAGGAGGAGGUUAAUAAUGAGGAGGAUAAUGAUGAAGGUAAAGAUAAGUUUGACGUGAAUAAAAUUAUGAAUACAUUCAAAGGUAUAGAAAAAAUUUACAGCGAUUAUGAAUUUAAAUCAUUCAGUUCUUUAUUGGCACAAUGGAAUUUUAAUAAAUGUAGCAUUAAAAAGGCGAAAGAUAAAUUGUGCAAUGUGAACAAAAAGAGGAAAUACUUGUGGUUUUAUAAAAAUGGAAAUAUGAAUAAAAGGAGUAUUUUGAAUUUUAUAGAGACGCACACUAUAGAUUAUGAAAUAGAAGAGGGAGAAGAGGAUGUUGAUGAAGAUGUGGAUGAAGAUGUGGUUGAAGAUGUGGAUGAAGAUGUGGAUGAGGAUAUGAAGGAAGAUAUAAAGGAAAUGAAAAAGGAACUUCAAACAGAACUCAAAAAUGAUGAUAAAAACUUAAAAGUGAUGAGCAGUGUAAAUGAUGAAAAUGAUGAAUAUGAUGAGUACGAUGAAUAUGAUGAAUAUGAUCAAUGUGAUCGAUAUGACAAAUUUUCUGAUGAGCAUUCUUAUUAUUAUCAUGAUGGCACUGAAGAAGAUAACAUAAAUCAGGAUGUGGAUGAAGAAGAAAAUAUGAAUAAUGAUAUAAAUUAUGAUAAUAAACAGACGGUUAAUGAUUAUAGUGAUACAAAAGUUUAUAAUAACAUUAAUAAUAAAAAUGAUGAAAUUAUAAAUGUAGGGAAUAAAGAUAAUGUUGAUACAAUGAGGGAUACAUACAAAUAUAUGAAAAAUGAAUAUUUUGAUUUACUUCAGAAUGAUACUAAAAAUUUAAAACAAAAGAAAGAGGAGGAGGAGGAGGAUGAUGAUAAAAAUAAGAAAGAAAAAAUAAGUGAAGAUUUGAUGAAAUGUAUGAAUGUAGGAGAAAGAAAGGAAAGUAUUAAGAACAUCAAAAAGGAAUAUGAUAUGCCUUUGAGUAGUAUUAAGUAUGAUUGCAAAUUAUUAGAUAAAGAAAAGAAAUUAAUAAAUUCAAAUAAAAUAAACAAAAUUAAUGAUGGUGAUAAAAUAAAAUCAAGUACAUCCUUGAAUGGAGAAAAAGAAAAAAAUGAAAAAACAAAUAAGAAUAAUAAUUGUGUGGAAAAUGAAAAGUCGUAUAUAUCGGAUUUCACUAAUCUUAGUAAUAGGAAGAAUUCUAUAAAUAAUUUUGGAAUAAAUAAUUUGGUCAUUAAUAAGAUAAAUAAUUUUGAUCAUAUAAAAGGAUAUACAUGUGAUAAAAUGAGUAGUAAGAAAGAUGUGAAUGAUAAUAAUAAAAUUAUGUGUGAAUUGUUAAGAGAGGAUAGUAAGUAUCUUAAAUGUGGAAAUAAUAAAUAUUAUGAUGAUAAACAGAUUUAUGUUUAUGACAAUGCAUAUAAUUUACUGGAUAGAGAAAGGUCUGUAAGCGAAAAUUUUUCUUAUAGUAACUUAAAAAACAAAACAAUCAUUGGAAAAAAUUUUAAGGAUAAGUUUUCUUAUUAUAUUGAAUUUGAUAAAUAUAAUAGUGAUAAUCAUAAAAAUUAUGAUAUAAUUAAAAAUUGUGGAAAUGGUGAUAAAAUGAUAAGAGAUACAAGAAGAGAUGAAGAGAAUUAUGUUCCUGAUAGUAAUAAUUUUUCAGUACGUUCUGAACGAUUGAAAGACUUGAGGAAUGAUAAAAAAGAUGGAACACAAAUAUAUGUGAAGAAAAAGGUGACUAAGAACCAACUUAUAAAUGAAAUUGAAAAGAGCUGGUUAACAUUUGAAAGGAAAUUAGAAAAUAAAUUAAAUGUGAAAAAAAAUUAUAUAAUAAAAGAAACAGAUGAAGGGAGAAAAAUAAAUGAUGAUGUAAAUAAUGGUAUGGAUAAUAUUAGUGCAUUAGAAGAAAAUAGGAAAAAGUUGGAACAUUUGAAAAAUAGAUAUGGACAAAUGUUGAGGGAUUCACAAAACAAAAAGAAUAAUAUUACCAAAGAGUUAUGUUAUAAUAAAAUUAAUAUUGAUUUAAAUGACAGUGAUAAAUAUAAUGGAGAUAAAUAUAAAAGGGAUAUACAUUAUAGAGGAGAAUAUAAUAAUGAUAUAUAUACUAAUAAGAACUAUCCCCAUCUUGAUAAAUAUGAUUAUAAUACUACUCAUCAUAAUCAUAACGAAGUCGAUAGUAGUUCGAACACGUUUUAUUAUAUAAACGUAGAAAAGAAAGACACAGAUAUUUUUCAUUUAUUGCAUAAGGUAUAUAAUAAAAGUAGAAAGGACCAAGCAAUAUAUGAUAUGAAAGAAGAGAAUAAUAAUCUAAAUAUAUCACAUAAUGUGGUAUAUAAUAAUGUGAAUACAAGUAUGGAAAAUUAUUAUAGGAACUUUUUAAAAUCUGAUAAAGUGAAUCAAAAUCAACAAACAGAAAUAGCAUAUGGUACGAAUCCUUAUGUAAGUACUAAGAUGCAUAAGAUGAAUUUUUUUUAUCUAAAUGAUAGUAAAAAUAUAAUUCCUUCCAAAAAUGGGGAUAGAAAAAAAAAAAAAUGUGUUCAAAAGAAGGAUUAUUUGUUAGUAGAUGAGAAUAAAAGGAAUAAUUAUGUGAAUAGUUUGGUUCCUUACAACCACUUGGUUAGUACGAAUGAUAGCACAAGAAAGAUGUAUCACAUUCGUAAUGUAAAUGAGAGAUAUCAACCAAAGGGAGAGGUUCAUUAUAUAAAAACCAAUGAACAUAAUAAUAUGAGUAAUAAGAAGAGUAAUAUCAUUUAUGGAGAUAAUAUAAUAUCAAAUGAUAUUCACGAUACAGGUGUAUUAGUAUCACCAGCUCAGCAUAGUCACAAUAGAACCAGUGCUUUAAUUUGUAUGCCAAAAUAUGGAUCGAUUAGGAAGUAUGAAUAA